Molecule: messenger RNA, 1014 nt
Organism: Effrenium voratum
Lineage: Eukaryota; Dinophyceae; Suessiales; Symbiodiniaceae
Source: the annotation of a GenBank genome assembly
AUGCGGCGCCAUGCUUUCGACGACUGGCUGGUUUCGGCACCGCUGCUUCGGCCCGUCCCGCGGGCCGUGCGCGCGGCCGCGUUUCUGGACGCGGACCCGAUACUUGAGGCAUCAGCCAGCCGCAGCCUGGGGCUGGGCAUCUGCGACGGUCCGCAGGGUGACGAGCGAGUGCACGUCACAGUCAGCGCGGACAACAAGCGAUCGCUGAUUCUCGACGGCAAGGACACGGACGGCUUUGUGCAAUCAGAGGUGAGGUGCAAGGGCCAGGCGCCCGAACUGCUGGUGGGCCGCUGCGAUGACCCAAAAAUCCGGAAGGCCUGGAAGUGCCACGGCCUGGACCCGGACUUCGCGAAAGAGGCCUUCCCCUACGUGGCGAAGGUCUUGGAGAAGAUCCGGGCCCGGUGCAAAUUGCCUUCGGCGAAGCCGGAGGUGCUGAUGCUGGGCUUGGGCGGCGGCACCAUGCAGAGCUUCCUCUCCGCCCAGUGCCCCGGCUCCCACGUCACCACGGUGGAGGCCUCCAGCGCCGUGGUGGAGGCGGCGCGGCGCUUCUUCGGGUUCGACGGCCAGGUGAAGGUGGAGGAGGCGCGGCAGGCGAUCAAGGCGCUGGCGGCCCAAAAGCGGCGCUUCGACGUGAUCGUCAUCGACAUCACCGACACCGUGCUGCGGGGUGAGGACGUGAAGAACCUGCGUGCGUUGUUGAAGAGUGGGGGUGAGGUUUUGCACAACCACACGAACACCCAGAAGAUGCUGGAGCAGCUGGACAGCUUUCAAAAGCUGUUCCAUGUCGACAAAGAGACCUUUCCUGGAGGCAACGCAAGUGCCGUGUCAGCCCUACAUGCUGGGCAAACUCAUUACGAGGCGGCCGGGGGCUCCCCGACCCUGCGGAAGGCGGUGGCAGAAAGCCUGGAGCGCACCAGGCCUGGAUUGCGCGCCGAUCCGGACAAGGUGAUUUGCAUGCCCGGCGGAAAGCCUGUGAUUUUCCACACCAUCGCCGCGCUGUGUGAGGAUGGGUGA